UCGAGUAUGAAGAGAAAAUUAGGGUCAUCAAAGAAGAGUUGCAACGGGACCUUGACAAUCAAAAACAAGAAUAUGAAGAAAAGAUGAAAGCACUAGAAGCAUCAAACCUUGAAACUGAUGUACUAAGAGCCGAGAAAAAACAGAUGGAAGAAAAACUCAAAAUGGUUCAAGAGGAAAUGGCAAGAGUGUUAGAAUCUCAGGCGUAUCCACAAAAAAUGAAACGAUUGUCCGACGCUUCCCAAUAUACUUACUCACCUGAUUCUCCACCUUAUACAGAAGAACAAUUGCGUCUUAUUAGAAUGGCGCUUACAAAGUGGAGACGUCAGAGAUUUGUUCAAAUGGCAGAAGUCAUACUCAGUAAUGCAGUCAUACUAAAGGAAGCAAAUGUUAUUAGUAAAGAACUUGGUAAAAAAAUACUUUAUCAAUUUACCAUCAUUGAAGAUGAACCAUAUACUAAUCCCGUAUCAUCUUGGGAGAGCACUUCAGCUUUGAAUCAGUAUAAUAAUAAUGAAGAUUCAUCAUUACACCUCUCUAAGAAGCCAUGCAUUGGCGUUAAAGUUAUAGAUACUAAAAAUGAUGUUAUAUAUAUAUGGUCACUCGAUAAACUUAAAAGUCGUCUACAAAAAAUGCGCAAUCUAUAUAACUUUAUCGACCGUCCGCAAUAUAGCAAACAUUUUAAUUGGGAAGACCCUUUUUACGAAAAUCCUUCUCCACAAUAUACUUUUAUAGGUAGUUGUGCUGUGGGUUUGACAUGUUUGCUUUUAAAAAAAGAAUUUGAAUGUGAUGCACCAAUUAUUUGCAGAUACUCCGGUGACCUUGCUGGUUAUUGUCGUAUUCGUAUUAAAUUUCUCACAGAGUUUGAAGAAUCAUCUUCGAAGGAUACACCAACAACAGAUGACAAACAAAAAGAAAUAUCUCAGAAAUUGUUGGUUAAUAAAUUGGUUGUUUUUGAGGUUAACAUUAUAGAACUUUGUGGUAUUUCGGAGUCACGAUACGACCAAGUUCACGUACAAUAUAAGUUAUCUUCUUUUGGGAACGUUGCACCUCUUUCUCCCGGUGAACAUUUAUAUUGCACAGAACGUGCUAAUGAUUUCGGAAAUUCAAAAAUUACCUAUAAUUACAAACAAAAUUUAACUAUGGCUGUAUCUCCUGCUAUGAUGGAGGUACUUACCAAUGGUGUGCUUACUUUCGAAGUAUUUGGUCGCGCAAAACGUAUUGUAUUAGAAGAAAUAGAACUGUGGGAUAAUGAAAAAGAAUGUCCAUCCUAUAGAAGAAACAAUGGAAAUGUACCUGAAUCUUCAGUUCCUAGAGAGAGACGUUCAGAAGAAGAAUUGGUAGCAGAAGAAAAACAUGAUGUGGUUGCAUGGGUUCAAGUUUGCGAACUUGCUUCCACGGGAGAGUAUGUGCCAGUUCAAGUCCUUUCGCAAAAUUCUCUUGAUCCAGGUGCAUUUUUCUUACGACAAGGUCUUCAACGACGUAUUGUUCUAACGUUAACACAUAAUUCCGGUCGACAAUUUCCAUGGACUAAAGUAUCAAAAAUGGAAAUCGGUCGGGUACGGUUACUUGAUGGAAAAGGACGAUUGUCUGAAUCACCAGUUCAGAAUGAUAUACAGAUGAAUUUAUUACCAACACAAACUGUCCAAUUUAAUAGAGAUGGUACUAGUGUUGUUGUAGUCCAAGCAUCAUGGGAUAGUACACUUCAUGAUUCCAUUUUCCUGAACAGAACAACACAUUCUAGUAGUAGAGUUUUAUUAGGACUCACGUGGUACGUAGAAGCCGAAAAAUGUGUAGAGCCGAUCACCUUUUCCAUGGACAUUGCAGUGCAAGUCCAAGGUCGUGAGGCUCGACCACCAUCAAAGUUGAUACAACUAUUAAAUCAAUCAAAAGUAUUAUGGAAAUCUAGCGGGCUGUUUUCCGUCACACUUAAACCUCCAAUGACUCGAAAAAUUUCCGAACUUUGGCGGCUUAAUACCGCAAAUAAAUAUGUUCGUGGGGAAGAACUUUUGAUAGAGUGGAAACCCCGUGGAGUGUCAUUAGUUAAAGAUUAUAAAAAAAUUAGUGAACUUAUACGUAGAAGGGAAGCAGUUGAUUGUAUGAAGCAAGUUAUUGCGUUAAAAGGAACAAAAGAAUAUGAGCAACUUAAAAGUCCCGAAGAUUUACGUAAAUAUGUUUUAACACUUUGGACGAAAAAAUGGGGAACAACUAAAGAGAUCGUUAUAAACCAAGAGCCACCACUUUCAGGACUCUAUCAAGACAUAGAAUUAUCAAGGGGAAAGAAACCAACUAAGUUGGUUGCACAAGUUCGAAUGGUGGCAAAAACCGAUACGAUAACUAAAAAGGGGUAUCUAUUUACUCCUGAAGAUGCUAACGAUGAUCAUUGGGUUAAGAGGUGGUACGUCUUGAGAAGACCAUACCUAUUCAUCUACGAAUCACCUAAAGAAACCGAGGAACAAGGUGUUAUUAACUUGGCAUCGGUUAGAGUUGAUUAUAAGAGAGAUUUAGAGGAUAUGCUUCAGCGUCAACACGUAUUCGCUAUUGAUAACAGAAAUAUUAUUAGAAUCAGUGAUAAUAGUGAUAACAAUAUCACAAUUUCACUCACGUUUUUGCCACCAUUCGAACUUGUGCAACCAACUUAG
Racocetra persica is the source of this 2636-nucleotide messenger RNA. The record is from the annotation of a GenBank genome assembly. NCBI's taxonomy places the organism in Eukaryota, Fungi, Glomeromycota, Glomeromycetes, Diversisporales, Gigasporaceae.